Messenger RNA from Plutella xylostella (diamondback moth), 3198 nucleotides. RefSeq names its product nucleosome-remodeling ATPase imitation SWI (gene Iswi). Lineage: Eukaryota; Metazoa; Arthropoda; Insecta; Lepidoptera; Plutellidae. Gene Ontology annotation, cellular component: chromatin; nucleus. The record is from RefSeq and is a predicted model, not a curated record. Gene Ontology annotation, molecular function: nucleosome binding; ATP-dependent chromatin remodeler activity; ATP binding. Gene Ontology annotation, biological process: nucleosome organization.
CGCCAUAUUGCUUUUAGUCCUCCGGUUUCGCGCCAGGCGUGCAUUUUUCGUAAUCGUAAACACAACAUUUUUAAUUAUUGUGUGAAGAAUAUCAAGAUACGCUUAGGCUCGCAUUUGCAAUACAAUGUCGCAUACCGAGGAGGCCAUGGAUGUGGCCGACGUGGGCGAGAAUUCUAAUGGGUCUUCUAGCGACACCACAUCAUCACGAGGAAAAGAAGGCGACUUCGAGAGUAAAAUUGAAACAGACCGUUCAAAGCGUUUCGAUUUUUUGUUAAAACAAACUGAGAUUUUCUCUCAUUUCAUGACAAAUGCUCCAAAAGCUGGUACUAGUCCACCCAAAGCGAAGGCAGGCAGGCCCAAAAAGAACAAGGAAGAUUCGGCUGUCGAUCACCGUCAUCGAAAAACUGAACAAGAAGAAGAUGAAGAAUUAUUGGCUGAAAAUAACAUCAAGCCUAAAGCCAUUUUUCGCUUUGAGGCUUCACCACCAUACAUCAAAAAUGGAGAGAUGAGGGAUUAUCAAGUUCGAGGUCUGAAUUGGAUGAUCUCAUUAUAUGAAAAUGGUAUAAAUGGAAUUCUAGCUGAUGAGAUGGGUUUAGGUAAAACACUGCAAACCAUAUCUCUUCUUGGCUACAUGAAAAAUUUCAAAAAUAUACCAGGCCCACAUAUUGUGAUUGUACCAAAAUCUACUUUAACAAAUUGGAUGAAUGAAUUCAAGAAAUGGUGUCCAUCACUCACAGCUGUUUGUCUUAUUGGAGACCAAGAAACUAGGAAUACAUUCAUCCGUGAGACGCUAAUGCCAGGCAACUGGGAUGUCUGCAUUACAUCCUAUGAAAUGAUAAUAAGGGAGAGGUCAGUGUUCAAGAAGUUCACCUGGAGGUACAUGGUCAUAGACGAGGCUCACCGCAUCAAGAAUGAGAAGUCAAAACUGUCAGAACUGCUGAGAGAAUUCAAGAGUAUGAACAGACUGCUCCUGACCGGGACACCGUUGCAGAACAACCUCCAUGAGCUCUGGGCUCUGCUUAACUUCUUGCUGCCUGAUGUCUUCAACAGUUCUGAUGACUUUGACUCAUGGUUCAACACAAAUGCGGCAUUGGGAGACAACCAAUUAGUAUCAAGAUUGCACGCGGUUCUGAGACCCUUCUUACUUCGACGUCUUAAAGCUGAAGUAGAAAAGAAAUUGAAACCCAAGAAGGAGGUUAAAGUAUAUGUGGGUCUCAGUAAGAUGCAGAGGGAAUGGUACACAAAAGUGCUCAUGAAAGACAUUGAUGUUGUGAACGGCGCCGGCAAAGUCGAGAAGAUGCGGCUCCAGAACAUUCUUAUGCAGCUGCGCAAGUGUUGCAACCACCCGUACUUAUUCGACGGCGCGGAGCCCGGCCCGCCCUACACCACCGACUCGCACCUCGUCUAUAACUGCGGGAAACUCGCCAUACUUGACAAACUGCUGCCUAAACUGCAGGAGCAAGACUCGAGAGUGCUCAUCUUCUCACAGAUGACCAGGAUGCUGGAUAUACUGGAGGAUUACUGCCAUUGGAGACAGUUCAAGUACUGCCGUCUGGACGGCCAGACCCCCCACGAGGACCGCAACCGGCAGAUCGAGGAGUACAACGCGGAGGGCAGCGAGAAGUUCAUCUUCAUGCUGUCCACACGCGCCGGCGGGCUCGGCAUCAACCUCACCUCGGCCGACGUGGUCAUUAUAUACGACUCCGACUGGAACCCGCAGAUGGAUCUGCAGGCCAUGGAUAGAGCACACAGGAUUGGGCAGAAGAAACAGGUCCGCGUAUUCCGACUGAUCACAGACAACACGGUAGAAGAAAAGAUCGUAGAGCGAGCAGAAGUGAAGCUUCGUCUCGACAAGCUCGUCAUCCAAUCAGGACGCCUCGUGGACCAGAAGAACCAACUGAAUAAGGAUGAAAUGCUCAACAUGAUCCGACACGGAGCCAACCACGUGUUCUCGUCUAAGGAUUCCGAGAUUACCGACGAAGAUAUUGAUACGAUUUUGGCUAAAGGAGAGACUAAGACAGAAGAACUGAAACAGAAGUUGGAAUGCCUGGGCGAGUCGUCGCUCCGAGCGUUCUCCAUGGACACGCCUGGCGCCACCACCGACUCCGUCUACCAGUUCGAAGGCGAGGACUAUCGAGAGAAGCAGAAGCUGAUGCCGCUGGGCAGCUGGAUCGAGCCGCCGAAGCGCGAGCGCAAGGCCAACUACGCCGUCGACGCGUACUUCCGCGAGGCGCUGCGAGUGUCAGAACCGAAGGCGCCUAAAGUACAGGCUCCCCGACCGCCCAAGCAGCCGAUAGUGCAGGACUUCCAGUUCUUCCCGCCGCGGCUGUUCGAGCUGUUGGACCAGGAGAUCUACCACUACAGGAAGACUCUUGGAUACAAAGUGCCAAGAAAUCCCGAGUUGGGGCCGGACGCCGCGAAGAUUCAAAGAGAAGAGCAGCGGAAGAUAGACGAGGCCGAAUCACUCACAGAGGAGGAGCUCGCUGAAAAGGACAACCUUUUGACACAAGGAUUCACCAACUGGACAAAGCGAGAUUUCAACCAGUUCAUCAAAGCCAACGAGAAGUAUGGCCGAGACGACAUCGAGAACAUCGCUAAAGACGUCGAGGGAAAGACCCCAGAGGAGGUCAUGGAAUACUCGGCUGUGUUCUGGGAGCGAUGCCACGAGCUGCAGGACAUCGACAGAAUCAUGGGACAAAUCGAACGCGGCGAAGCGAAAAUACAAAGAAGAGCCUCAAUAAAGAAAGCUUUAGACGCCAAGAUGGCGAGAUACAGGGCGCCCUUCCAUCAGCUCAGAAUUUCCUACGGCACGAAUAAGGGCAAGAAUUACGUCGAAGAAGAGGACAGGUUCCUAGUAUGCAUGCUGCACAAGCUGGGCUUCGACAAGGAGAACGUGUACGAGGAGCUGCGCGCCAGCGUGCACGGCGCGCCGCAGUUCCGCUUCGACUGGUUCCUUAAGUCGCGCACCGCCGUCGAGCUGCAGCGGAGAUGCAACACGCUGAUCACGCUUAUAGAAAGAGAAAACCAAGAGUUGGAGGAGAAAGAGCGCGCGGAAAAGAAGAAAAAGAGCGGCGCCCCCAACCAGAACACUCCCGGAGGAAAUGCGUCUAAGGGAGCAAGCGCGGGCAAGCGCAAGGCUGACAACACGCCCGACACCGCACAGAAACAGAAAAAGAAGAAAAAGUAAAAUAACGUAAC